UUCUUCCUUCAGAGCCCUUCAUGUCUUCUUCUCUUCCCUCUAUCCACCACCGCUCAGCCACUUACUUCUUUCUCUUCGCUUUCAACAAUCCAUAAACCCGCAGUUAUUUAUCUUUGCUACUUUCCAUCCAACGAUCAUGUUCGGAACCACUCCACCAUCACUUUACCACCAUAUGCCGUCCAAAAGCGGAAACUCAUCAUUCGCCAUGACUGAGUAUGACCACCCUACUCCGCGUGGAUCUGAACAGAGUCCUCCUACUCCAGCUACAACUCCCGAGGCUGAACAGACUCUUUCCACCACGCCCACUGUCGUGGCUGAAUUGACUCCCUCCACAACGCCUACUUUCGUGUCGGAAGAGAUUCUCCCGUCUACACUUGAGACUCCCAUAGAUGAGACACCCAAGGAACCGUGCAUCUCUUUCGAACAGGACUUCGACCCCACUGCCAACAUGCAUGACCAAGCUCGCCGCUUGGUGCAAGACCGUCUCGCCCAAGGAUUCGAUCGGUCAGAACUCUUGAUCGAGCAACUAAUCCUUAGAGAGAAGGCAAAGGUUCGACAGAUUCCAGGGCACGACGAUCGUGACGGACCGUUGAGUGACAUCUGGAGACAUGCACCCGAUGUGCAGUCGCCGGAGUUUCACUUUUACACAGCCAUCAUUUUCAGGCUUGAACAGAAUCCGGUCCUCUCCACCACCCGCAAGGGAACACCAUCACAGCUCCCAACGUCGACCGGCCGCACUAACAAUAAUCAAAGAGCGCGCUGCGUUAUGUUUUAGAUGUAGGAUGCAAGGAACUUGGUGGUUUUGCCCUUGUGUUGGCAAACGAAAAUCAGAGGAACAGCUUCUUCACCUACACAUACACACAUACACACUUGCCUCACGGCCACAUAGAUACCUUGGGCAUGGCAUAGCGAGAUUCAAUUAUUUUCGGCAUCUUCCAUUCUCGUUUC
Molecule: messenger RNA, 948 nt
Organism: Neurospora hispaniola
Lineage: Eukaryota; Fungi; Ascomycota; Sordariomycetes; Sordariales; Sordariaceae
Exons: 3
Coding region: 137-775 (212 amino acids)
Source: RefSeq, a predicted model, not a curated record